Messenger RNA from Acipenser ruthenus (sterlet), 7754 nucleotides. RefSeq names its product ankyrin repeat domain-containing protein 50-like. The coding region runs from base 842 to 5110 and encodes 1422 amino acids. The transcript has 4 exons. The record is from RefSeq and is a predicted model, not a curated record. NCBI's taxonomy places the organism in Eukaryota, Metazoa, Chordata, Actinopteri, Acipenseriformes, Acipenseridae. Gene Ontology annotation, molecular function: protein binding.
GCUGAAGAGGAAAAAUUGCGAAAUCUGUGGAGAUACUGCAUGACUGCGAGAGCACCCCUGUUACAGCGAGCCCAUAAAAAGCAUGCCCCGACAUGUUGAGCUGCUACAACAAGAGAGUGCAGGAGUGCAGCCUGAGGAAAUCUGUAAGACAGAGAAGAACAGAGGGCAGAAGCAGAAGGAAGUAAACUACCCCCUGGGAUUGGAAUAGUUGAGAGAGAGAGAGAGAGAACAAUAUUUGAAAAAGCGUCUCUCAGAGAUACUGCAACAGAGGAAGACAUCCACACAGGAAGAGUGAAUUACUACUGUGGGAGUGUUAAGUUAAUGAGGAGAGGGCUCUCCGUUUGUUGCAGCCUGCCUGUGGGGAUUCUGAAGCAUUCUCAAAGAGAAUAAUGUUGUUGGAGGAUUGUCGCUGAGGUAAUUUUCCAGUUAAUAUGUCAGUGAAGUAGUCCUUGGUUUUCUGAUUACUUUUCUAGCAUUUGCCCCAGAACCAGUUGGGCGGGGACACUGAAAUUCUUACUGGGUAUAUUAGCCAGAGAACUCAAAGUGCCAGUUGGGGGCAGCUCAUCACGGCCUGAAAAAUAACCAAGAGCUGGACUCGCCAGUAAAAACAAUUCUGUUUGGGAAACAAAAAGUUGUGCCAAAAUUGCCUGGCACAUAAUCUUCUUACUAGUGAAGUGAAAAUCAGCUUGGAGAAGCAGGGUGGCUCCAGAUAGAUUCAGGCUGAAGGUUACAGCCAGGUAGCCUCUUUGGGUCACCCUUUUGGUUCUGUAUUUCUUGCUCCUUCCCCCAACUCAGAUACUGCAAUGAGUUUGCAUGUGGUGACCGGCUGUACCAUUCGGAGAUGAGUGUCAGUCGACUGCAGGGCAGACAGUUCUACUGCCGAGACUGGGCCCUGUACAAGCUCCAGCACUGGCUGGAGACCCGAGCCUCUGGCAGGAUUUUAGGGGUUCUGGUGACAGGGGGUCCUGGCAGUGGGAAAACUGCCUUCUGCACUGAAGUGCUUUGGCCAGCGUCGGAGGCUGGGACCCGUGUUAACCUGGCCCCCCGCUGCUUGGCCCACCACUUCUGCCAGCGAGAAGAUGAGAGGACAGUGUCCGUGUCCAAGUUCAUCCUGGGCUUAGUGGAGCAGCUCCGGUGCAGUCCCUUACUCCCCGGGUAUUUUGAGAAACUGGAGGAGCCCUCGGUGAAGGCCGCCUUGGAGCCGAACCAGUGUGAAAGGGACCCUGAUGAAGCAUUCAAGAGGACAGUUCUGCAGCCCCUGCUGGACCUGCCUCUUCCAUCUCAGAACUUGCUGCUGAUUGUGGAGUCGCUGGACUCUGAACCUGUAGCAGGAACAGGCCAGGAGGGGCAUGCAGCAGGGAAGAGCAGAACCAUCGCUGAGCUUCUCUCCAGUCACCAGCAGCUUCUCCCAUCAUGGCUACUGCUUGUUUGCUCUGUCCGUCGACAGAACAAAGCACUCAGCAAGAUGUUCUUAGGUUUUCGAAAGCUUUGCCUGGAUGACCUACACAAGGCUCACACGGUGCGUGAUGUACAGCAGUACAUUCUGUGGAGGUUGGACCAGGAGAGGGCGCUGCGGAGGCACCUAACGCAUGAGACAGCUGACAUGCUGAACCAGCUACAUAUCAAGAGCAAUGGCUGCUUCCUCUUUCUGGAGCGUGUGCUGGACGGAGUAGCUGAGAACUUUGUAGCCAUCCGUGAGCUCUGUGAUAUCCCAGGCACCCUUAAUGGGCUCUAUCUCUGGCUGUGCCAACGGCUUUUUCCCAGGAAGCUUUUUUCCAGGGUGCAGCCCUUACUGAAUGCCCUGCUGGCCUCUCCACGGCCACUCAACCUGGAGGAACUUUAUACUGCAGUGUGGACAAGAGACACCACCCUUACUCCAGUCGACUUCCAUCGCAAUCUAGAUGCCUUGUCUAAGCUACUGGUGGAUGGGCCCAGCGGCACCAAGCUUCUAUUCCAUGGAAGCUUUGCAGAAUGGCUGAUGGAUGUUAAAUACUGCACACAAAAGUACUUGUGCAGUCUGGCUGAGGGUCAUGCCAUGCUGGCCAUGUCACUAACCCUCCGUGGACCACAGCUGUCCCCGAAUGAGAUACACCAGCUUGCUUUUCACCUUGUGAGCUCUAACCUGCAGCCUGAAAACCCCACCCUGCUGGCACUGUGGAUGGUGUGGAGUGGCAUCCCUUCUUUAGCAGACAAUUCCCUUACCCCUGAACCCUUCCCUCUGACCUCUGCCCAACAGGUGCUGCAACUGCUAGUAAAGGCUGGAGCUUACCCUGCUGCUUCCUCUGGUUGUGUCAAUUGGAGCUCUAGUGUUGGUUGCGCAGUCAGUGGCGGGAUGAUCUGGAAGGCUCUAGAGUGGGAGGAUUCAGUCAGAGUUCUACUGGAAAAUGGGUCUAGUGUCAAUCAGAUGGAUCCGGGGGAUGGGCGCACCUUGCUGGCCAGUGCAGCACAUGCAGGCUCUACAGAUGUGGUUGCUCUCCUCCUAUCGAAAGGAGCUGAUCCACAGAUCCAGGACCACCAGGGGCAAACCCCUGUGAUGCUGGCAGCGCGUCGGGGUCAUGCCAGAGUGCUUCAGUGUUUGCUGGAGUGGGCCCACUGGGAGGAAGGGGCCCCUCAUCUUGUUAACCAUGCAGACCAAGAGGGGUGGACUGCACUGCGUUCUGCAGCAUGGGGAGGACAUGCGGAGGUUGUCAGGAUCCUACUGGAGGCUGAUGCAGAAGUGGAUAGCAGUGACUCUGAAGGCCGGACUGCCCUGAGGGCUGCAGCUUGGGGAGGACACGAAGAAAUCCUUUGCACUCUUUUGGACUAUGGGGCCCAAGUGGACCAACCAGACCGGGAGGGCAGAACGCCGCUAAUUGCUGCAGCCUAUAUGGGCCAUAAUAAGGCAGUAGAAUUGCUGCUUGACCAUGGCGCCCAGGUAGACGUGCAAGACUCAGAUGGGCGCACAGCCCUAUCGGUGGCAGCUCUAUGUGUACCUUCAGCAGCUGGGCUUGGCUAUUGCGAGGUGGUGAGUCUCUUGUUGGAGCGAGGGGCUGAUCCAGGACAUAAGGACUGUGAUGGGAUGACACCACUGCUUCUGGCGGCAUAUGAGGGCCAUGCAGAAGUGGUAGAACUCCUACUAGAGGCUGGAGCAGAUGUGGACGAAGCUGCUGGGCCCCAGGGAGGUAGCCGCGUCUCUACUGCUGUUACACCACUGCUGGCCGCUGCCUCAAUGGGUCAUGUGUUUGUAGUGAAAACUCUACUGUUUUGGGGAGCUGCUGUGGAUGCCAUUGAUGGUGAGGGACGCACAGCACUUAGCCUGGCUGCUGCCCAAGGAAAUGUGGAGGUGGUACAGACACUGCUGGACCGCGGACUGGAUGAAAAUCACAGAGACGAUUUGGGAUGGACCCCAUUGCAUUCAGCAGCCUGCGAAGGUCACCUUGCGGUAUGUGAAGCUCUGACAAAGCAAGGUAGUGCAGCCAGAGUGACUGAAAUGGAUAAUGAUGGGAGGACCCCACUGAUUCUGGCUGCACAAGAGGGACAUUGCGAUUGUGUGAGGCUCCUUCUGAAAAGACAUUCACCGCUGGACCACCGGGGGUAUGAUGGACGUACUGCUUUGAGUGCAUCUGCACUAGAGGGACAUGUCGAUGUUGUGGAGCUACUGCUAAGGCGUGGCUCAGAGCUGGAUGUGAGGGAUGCAGAAGGAAGGCCCCUGUUAUACCUCUUGGUGCUUGAGGGGCUUCACAACAUCGUUAGGCUCCUACUGGAGAAAGGGGGUGUUCCUUUAGAGUCCUCAGACACAGAGGGCAGGACUGCCCUACAUGUGGCCUCCUGGCAAGGACAACUUGAGAGUGUGAGCUUAUUGCUCUGUCACAGUGCAGAUGCCAAUGCACUGGAUGGGAAGGGACGCUCUCCCUUGCACUCUGCUGCCUGGCAGGGCCAUGCAGUGAUAGCUCGGCUCUUGAUUGAAUCUGGGGCUGCCAAUGUGGACCAGGCUUGUCACCAGCAGGGAGCCACAGCACUGUGUAUUGCUGCCCAAGAAGGUCACACAGCGAUGGUGAGUGUCCUGCUUGAGAAAGGGGCCAAUCCGAACCAUGUAGAUCUGUACAGACGCACUCCUGUAAAAGUGGCCGGCAAAAGGGGCCACAGCAAGAUUGUCCGAUUGCUGGAGAGCUACGGGGCACCCCCCUACUGUGGCUUCCUGCCCCCUUCCCCUCUUCCUCAGCAGCAAAAAACAUCCACCAUGAAGACACAUUCCUCAGGAAUCACGUCUGCCAGUUCAGGAAGUCCGAGAGAGGCAUCUAUGGAACGUAGACACUCUCCUUGCCAUCAGCACCCCCAUCACAUAUCCAGCUCUCCCUCAGGCUCCCCAGAAUCUACGACCGAGAGGUGCAAUUCCCUGGUGACGUCAGAAAACUCACUCCAGAGUUCCAAAACAUCCUCCUCUACCUACCACUCCCUGGCCACGGCCCAGACAGUCCCAGUUGACAGUCUGAGUUUCACACAUCAGAUCCAACAACAUUCUUUGCCACGCAGCAGAAGCCGCCACUCAAACCUGGUGUCUCCCACUUCCUCGCUGUACAUCAAUGACAGCAAACCCAAAACCAUCCCACUACAGCCAGAGCCCUCCACUGCCCCCACAACUCCCUAUAGGCAUCGGACCCCUCUCUCCAGCCCUACCCUGGGAAAAGGCAUCAUGGACAGCCCAAAGGCCAAGACCCCUACCCCGACCAACAUGACCGUGGGGGUUCUCAGUAGUGUCCCAGAGAAGACGGACAGCCCCCAACAUACUGGAGGGGGGAAGUGGAACUCCUUCAUGGCUUCUCUGGUGGUGACCCCAGGACACGACAACCCCAUAAGACCUUUAAGAAGCUGGGACAGCCCUCCUCUGGGUUACCCUGUUGUAGUGGGCCCCACAGUGGAGUCCCAGCAGCGGAAUGGAGAAGCACUUUGCAAGCCAUUUGUCUCCACGCCUAGCAAAACCACAACAGGAAUCCCCCCCAGUGCCUUGUUGCCUGAGCCACUGAUCGCCAUAACAACGCUGGACCCCCAGCUGAACCUCAAGCAGGCCAUUAAGCUGCAGUUUGAGGGGCCGACCAGUGCACUGAGCUACAAGACAGAGACCCCCACGUGAGUGUGAGAAACCAGGGUUAAGCAGGAGCUGGGGUAUUGGAAAGAAUCUUAUACUGUAGAAAUAGCUUUAUUGGGAAUCUGUGAAGAUGGAAGAUGAAAGAAGGGGAGGGCAAAAAGACACUUUGGGCCACAGCAAUAACCAAGAAGUACCACAGAAGAAAUUCAACUGAAAUGCUUGAAAGAAUUGAACAGCCAAAGAUAAUUACGGGUACAGCAGGUAGGAGAAUCGGCCGCGCGGCUAAAUUUAUUUAAAAAUUAAAAAAAAAAAAAAAAAAAACAAUUAUAAUUGUACAGUUAUGAAAUUGGUGACGAAUAAAAAAUAACCGUUUGAGUCGUAAUUUUAUUGGAUGCAGAGCUCCAGGGGGAGGACAUGAUAAACUGUACAGGUAAUUGAAGUUCUGCGCUGGUGAUGACCUCAUAAUAGAAAGGAAUAGAAAAAGAACAUGCAUGCACGAUAAAAAUAACUAAACCACCAAAGACAGUAUUUACCAGCAAGAUGCUUUCAAAACAAGACACAUUUGGCUAGAAAACUGCCAAUCUGCCAGCACUGACUAGGGGAGUUGCCUAUAAAAGUCACAUGAGAGACGCAUGCAUUACUUAGUAAAUGUUACCUCAAGUUCAAUGUACAAAUAAAACGGGAAUUUGUAUCAUUUUUGUUUAAGAAAUCUUCAUUUUGUCAGUGUUCCGGUACUUUGGGAUUAAGGAUUACACCACUGCUUAUAUUGUGUAAGGUGCCAAUACUUUUGUCUGAGACUGUAUGCCCUCACUUUUUGCACUUGUCCAAAGUUGUAUUUCAACUUAAAUACAUGUUGCUCUGUUAUAGUAAAUAUUCACAAAAUGCAAAUAGCUUUUUAGUUCCAUUUAUUCAACAUAAUUUACCAAGCUUUGAAAAAUAACCCCCUAAGAGUGUAACUUAGUAAGUGGAGUUGAAGUAAAUGCACUUUUUCCUAUUCAAUAUUAUUUUCUGCUUUUAAUUUAUAUUUCAAAUCUAAAUGUUUUUUUUUUGUGAACAAAAAAAGUAUACCCGUAGUCAUAAUGUAAGGGGAAUGUCAGCUCUGAUGGAAUAGUUUAUAAACAUGAAGUAAAAUGGAUAUGUUAAAGAUAAGCACCAUGCAUAUGCUCAGAGGUUGAAAAAUGUGGCAGUGAAGCAGUCGAGUUUAUUGGAAAACAAUGGUUAUGAAACUUAAACGAAAGAGUUCUAGAAAACAGCUAAACAAAGCCAGUACCUCAGACGUCUGCAUCAUUGAGAAAGGAAAAUAGAAAAUGAGAUGAUUACGAGUAAUGCUCACUCACUGUUAGGGGUUAGCCGCUUGCAAACAUGUUCUAGGUUGAUGCUGUCCAGUAAUAAAGGAUAAGGAGACAGAGGAAGAAGGGAUCAGCCCGUUUAUUAAACACCCUUGAGAGGCUUUACAAAUUGAGUUUGUUUCCCCUAAUACAGAAAGACAAGGAGGCUUUUUCAUUUACAGAAAUCAUAACAUGUUCUAUUAGUGGGAAGGGAACAGGGCAGAAUUGGUUGGGAUUGCAAGUGCUGUAACUCCCUAUACUGCCCCUAUACAGUCAGAGGCAGGGACACAACAAAAUACUCAGCUAUCUACUGCAGUGACAUGCUGAUCCCAGACAGUAAACUACUGAUUUGCAGGGAUUCUGCCAGUAUGAAGGUGAUGAACCAAACAACCCUCAGGCAGGGUAGUGCGUCAUUAUGGGUGAUACUGGGGCAGAAUGUCCUGUAUUCAAUUUCUAACCAAGGGGGUUCCUAGGAGUCUUACAAUUGUUAUUUGAGAAGCAGUUUUUCCUGAGGGAGCGUUAACAAACAUCACUGUGGGGUCCACCAUUGGCCGCUUUGUGGUACAGGUGUUUUUGCUUGAGACAGUUGCUUUUAGCAGUACAAGCCAAAUGGAAAUCCAGAACAGGAGCCUUGCUUGCUGAACAGAAAGGAAGCUUCCACCACAGUGCUAAUGUUAAAGAAGCUCAAAGCAAAACAAGCUGCUUAGCUUACUGUUAUAACGCAUGGAUCAAGAAAACAGCUGCAGCCUCACAUUAACCCAGGACAGGGUUAGCUACUUGCUGUCACAGAUCUUUUGUUGGAAAUCAUAUAACCUCAACAGUGGUAUGUGAGAUAAUUAAACAUGAGCCAACUUUCAGCCAACAUCAUGCUGAUACGUUCAAGCUACUCAAGAUUGUGUUGCCUGACCUUUUCAAACAGGGAGAUGCUUGAAAAUGUCACCUACAACUAAUCACUUCAAAAGACUGUCUGAAAGUUUCAUGGCUUAGCCUCUAGUAAUGACAGUGGUAAAAUUCAGUUUAAAAACUUUUGAAUCUCAAAAAGACCUAUUUUUGUCUUUGUUCCUGUGCCCAUUCAAGGUCAGGGUCAGGACCAAUUUGGUCUGUUUUUAGUAUAACUCGCUGAAGUGGCUGCUUCCAAAUGCUUCCAUUUAGAAGGCUGGCUGGCAGACAUACAGUAAAAUUUGGAGUGUACAACCAAAACCUCCACCUGGAACAGAAACAUGGGGACCGGGAUCAACAAAAGCCAUACAAUAGACACUAUUAUUGCUAAUUCAAACAUUUAUAAAUUAAUAAAAGCAUUCCCUUUUUUCUUACAACCUUUUAGUUCAUUUUUUUAUUUUAAAUAUAUAAAAAUAUUUCUA